Molecule: messenger RNA, 1293 nt
Organism: Orycteropus afer afer
Lineage: Eukaryota; Metazoa; Chordata; Mammalia; Tubulidentata; Orycteropodidae
Gene: PRKAB2
Product: protein kinase AMP-activated non-catalytic subunit beta 2
Biological process (GO): signal transduction
Cellular component (GO): nucleus; cytoplasm; nucleotide-activated protein kinase complex
Molecular function (GO): protein kinase binding
Source: RefSeq, a predicted model, not a curated record
CCCGACUCGAGCCGCAGUCAUGGGAAACACCACCAGCGAACGGGUGUCCGGGGAGCGCCACGGCGCCAAGGCAGCGCGCGCCGAGGGUGCCGGUGGCCAUGCCCCGGGCAAGGAGCACAAGAUCAUGGUGGGGAGCAUUGAUGACCCCAGCGUCUUCAGCCUGCCGGACUCCAAGAUCCCUGGGGACAAAGAGUUUGUAUCAUGGCAGCAAGAUUUGGAGGACGCAUUAAAGCCCACACAGCAAGCCCGACCCACUGUUAUCCGCUGGUCUGAAGGAGGCAAGGAAGUCUUCAUCUCUGGGUCUUUCAACAAUUGGAGCACCAAGAUUCCACUGAUUAAGAGCCAUAAUGAUUUUGUUGCCAUCCUGGACCUUCCUGAGGGAGAGCACCAGUAUAAGUUCUUUGUGGAUGGACAGUGGGUUCAUGACCCAUCAGAGCCUGUGGUUACCAGUCAGCUUGGCACAAUUAAUAAUUUGAUCCAUGUCAAGAAAUCGGAUUUUGAGGUGUUUGAUGCUUUAAAGCUAGAUUCUAUGGAAAGCUCAGAGACAUCUUGCCGAGAUCUUUCCAGCUCACCCCCAGGGCCUUAUGGUCAAGAAAUGUAUGUGUUUCGAUCUGAGGAGAGAUUCAAAUCCCCACCCAUCCUUCCUCCUCACCUUCUCCAAGUUAUUCUUAACAAGGACACUAACAUUUCUUGUGACCCAGCCUUGCUACCUGAGCCAAACCAUGUUAUGCUGAACCAUCUCUAUGCAUUGUCUAUUAAGGACAGUGUGAUGGUCCUUAGUGCAACUCAUCGCUACAAGAAGAAGUAUGUCACUACUCUGCUAUACAAGCCUAUCUGAAGGGAUCCUUUCCUGUCUCCCAGGAUUCCAGAGAAGCUGUUUUCUGGACUAAGCCAGUCUUAACCUGAGACUGGGGAGCCAAUUUGCUUUGAGGCCAAUAUGUGUGUUUCAGAGCUUCUGAGUAGGAUGCUCUGCUUUUGCAUUUGAUUGCAGAUGAGAGCUUUAUAAGUCGUGGAAUUUAUUUUAAGAAAAAAAAAAAAAAAAACAUAUAUAUGAGAAUAAGGUUACUGGAAGCCUCCUAGCCCCAGCUAGAUGUAUUCUCUCUGCCAGUGGGCACUCACCAGGAUAUGUUUGGGGAGACUGUGGGAAGGACCCUACAGGAAGCUUUCUUCCUGAAAUGAAGGAACAGCAAAUUCUCAGGAUUCUUGGUGGGUGGAGAUUCUAUACCUGCUACCUUGGGUCUCAAGGGAUGGAUCCUUCCAGACUGCUGCCCUACUCACAGCUGCCUCACUGCA